AUGAGGACAUUACUCCUUAUCAUACCAUACCUCUUGGUCGCCGUAACCGCUACCGUGAAGAAUGGCACUCUUCUUGGCGUCUACAACCCGCACUUUGCUCAAGACUUCUUCUUGGGAAUCCCUUAUGCACUGCCACCAGUCGGAGACCUGCGAUAUCAGCACCCUCAAGCAGUCAACGAAUCAUGGGCAAUGAAAUCAGCAACGGAGUACGGGCCUUGGUGUCACUCUGCACCCCUCAACCUUCCAGGCUUCUCUCAGAAGGGAUUUCUUCACACAGAGAGUGAAGACUGUUUAACCCUUAAUGUUGUAAGACCGAGUGGGGUCAAUGAAUGCAGCAAACUCCCUGUACUGGUUUGGAUCCACGGUGGCGGUCUUCAGGAAGGCGGCAGUGCUGAUCAAAGAUACAACAUGACCUUUCUGGUUGAGGAGUCUGUGCGGAUGGGUACGCCAAUCAUUGGGGUCAGCUUCAACUAUCGCCUCUCAGGAUUUGGGUUUCUCUACGGUCGUGCUGUCAAUGAAUCACGACUUGCUAAUCUUGGUCUUUACGACCAACGGAAGGCCUUGUUCUGGAUUCAAGAAAAUAUUGCCGCCUUUGGUGGUGAUCCUUCGCGGGUCACUAUCUCCGGCGAGUCUUCUGGUGGCAUAUCCGUCGGACACCAUUUCCUGUCCUUUGGCGGCCGUGAUGAGGGGUUGUUCUCCGGCGGAAUCGCGGAGAGUGGAGGUCCGCUGACGCCCAGUGCCCUCCUUUCCUUGGACCAGCAGGACGUGCUCUAUAGGAAAGUGUUGAACCAGACCAACUGCACCGGAGCAGCCGACAGUAUUGAUUGUCUUCGCGCGAUUCCUGCUGAGACAUUGAAGCUUGCUUUCCAAGGGGUCUCAUUUUACCCCGUGAUAGACGGCGCUAUGAUCGAAGGCUUGCCUUCUGUUGCCCUGAGAGAAGGCCGGUUUGUGAAGCGGCCACUUCUCACGGGCAGUAACACCAACGAGGGUACGGCGUUCUCCAUUCCUGCUAAAAUCAAAGUGGAUGACGCCGCCGAUUUCGCGGCUUUCGCGACCGCUUUCGACACAGGACAUGGCCUCUCACCAGAAACCAUCAAGGACCUAGCGACAAUGUACAUCCAGGAUGUUUCCAGCGAAGAGGCACAGACUGCCCUUGGCACUGUUUCCCCGUCCCCGGGUUCAUCUUAUGGAUCUCUCUGGGGCAAAGCAACGUUGUACCUGGGAGACAGUAUGUUCCACGCUGGUCGACGCUACGCCACCGACAUGUGGCGGACGCAUGGAGUCCCAUCAUACAGCUAUCGGUUCGAUGCCGUGCCGAAUGGGAUUGACCCCAAAAUUCUCGGCGCAACCCAUUUCCAAGAGAUUGGCUUCGUGUUCCGGAACCAUGCCGGCGUAGGCUACGCCACUAACCCACUUGCCUCCAACUCUACCAGCCUGGCACGCAAGUACGACGACCUCGCCGUCCUCAUGAGCCGUAUGUGGAUCAGCUUCGCUGUUGCCAAGUCCCCGAAUUCACACCAAGAUGCAGUCGCGAAUUUCGACCUCAAAUGGCCGGUCUACAACGCUGCGGCCAGGAAUAUGGUCUUCCGCUUGGAUAAUACCCACUUGGAAGUUGACACUUGGCGACAAAAGGAAAUCGAUCAUAUCAUCAACGUUUUCGAGCAGUAUAGAAUCUAG
Aspergillus aculeatus ATCC 16872 is the source of this 1677-nucleotide messenger RNA. RefSeq lists its product as uncharacterized. The record is from RefSeq and is a predicted model, not a curated record. Lineage: Eukaryota; Fungi; Ascomycota; Eurotiomycetes; Eurotiales; Aspergillaceae. The transcript has 3 exons. Bases 1 to 1677 code for a protein of 558 amino acids.